Messenger RNA from Pseudoliparis swirei, 1590 nucleotides. It is a transcript of the gene rgs6, whose product is annotated as regulator of G protein signaling 6. The coding region runs from base 1 to 1590 and encodes 529 amino acids. NCBI's taxonomy places the organism in Eukaryota, Metazoa, Chordata, Actinopteri, Perciformes, Liparidae. The transcript is spliced from 17 exons. Gene Ontology annotation, biological process: regulation of G protein-coupled receptor signaling pathway; intracellular signal transduction; G protein-coupled receptor signaling pathway. The record is from RefSeq and is a predicted model, not a curated record.
AUGGCUGAGGCACCUCAUCAGCCUUCGCUGCCGGAGCAUGAAGAGGAAGAUGAGCAGCAGAGCACUGUGCAGGCGACCGAGGCUGCUGACGGGUCUGAGAAACCGAAGCAGAGUGUCCACAAACCACUGACCCGACCUCUAGGGUCCUUGAAGUCCAUGAGCAUUGUGGACCCAGAGGAUGACUCCCCCGACAUGAUCGUCUACAGAAAGAUUGAAGACGUUGUCACUCUUAUCCAGGAUGAGACGGAGGGCGUGGCCAUCAGGACGGUGAAAAGCUUCAUGACCAAAAUCCCCAGUGUUGUUACAGGCACAGAUAUCGUACAGUGGCUGAUGAAGAACCUGUGCAUGGAUGAUGCAGCUGAGGCCGUGCACCUCGGGAGCCUCAUUGCAGCCCAGGGGUACUUCUUCCCAAUCUCGGACCACGUCCUCGCCCUCAAAGAUGACGGCACUUUCUUCCGCUUUCAGGCCCCGUAUUUCUGGCCGUCCAACUGUUGGGAGCCCGAGAACACAGAUUAUGCCAUUUACCUGUGCAAGCGGACCAUGCAGAACAAGACCAGAUUGGAGCUGGCAGAUUAUGAGGCGGAGAACCUAGCCAGGCUGCAGAGAGCCUUUGCCAGGAAGUGGGAGUUUAUCUACUUGCAGGCUGAGGCCCAGGUCAAGAUCGACAGGAAAAAGGAUAAAACCGAGAGGAAGAUCCUCGACAGUCAGGAGAGAGCCUUCUGGGACGUCCAUAGACCUGUGCCUGGAUGUGUCAACACAACAGAGAUGGACAUCAGGAAAUGCAGACGCAUGAAGAACCCCAAUAGAGUUAAGAAGUCGGUGUACGGUUUGGUGGAGGAGGGAACACGCUCACCCCCCGUACACACUCCCUGGCACCACCGCAGGAAAGGCACCAAGGAGGAUGCACAGAAAGAGAUCUUAUUCCUGAACACCCAGGUAGACCGUCACCGUAUGAAGAUGUCUAAAGUUGCUGAAAGUCUGAUAAGCUACACUGAGCAGUACGUGGACUACGACCCGUUUGUGUCGACACUGGACCCGUCUAACCCCUGGACCAGCGACGACCCCUCCAUCUGGGAUCUGGAGGCCAGUAAGGAGCCCAGUCAGCAGCGGGUGAAGAAGUGGGGUUUCUCUCUGGAGGAGGCCCUGAAGGACCCGGCAGGACAGGAGCUCUUCCUAAAGUUCCUGGAGUCGGAGUUUAGCUCAGAAAACCUGCGGUUCUGGUUGGCCGUGCAGGGCCUGAAGAGGAUGCCCCAGAAGGACGUUGCCCAGAGAGCGGAGGACAUUUGGGCCGAGUUUCUGGCGGAGGGAGCACCCAGCUCCAUCAACCUGGACUCGCACAGCUACGAACGCACGAGCCAGAACCUGAAGGACCCCAGUCAAUACUGCUAUGAGGACGCGCAGGACCACAUCUACAAGCUGAUGAAGAGUGACAGCUACACGCGCUUCCUGCGCUCCAACGUGUACCAGGACCUGGCCAAGAAGAAGCCCGAGGUGGAGCAGGGCCGCCGCACCUCCCUGGAGAAGUUCACCCGCAGUGUGGGCAAGUCACUGACGGGCAAGCGACUGACGGGCCUCUUGCUGUCGUCCUGA